AUGCAGCUUCAUUUUCCAAAGGAACAUGUGUGUGAAGUGUGUGGGAAAAGCUUCUCACUGAAACAGCAUCUGAGCAGGCACCAAAAACAACACCUGUACCCAUGCAUCCGUCUGUACAAGCAGGGAGAGGCCAAGCUGCAGUGUACGGAUGGAUCUGCAUCGUCUCAGAAGAGCAUCCUGUCCUUUGUCAAAGCUGCUGGUACUUACACCCCUCCUCUGCCCCAGUCUCCCCUUCCUUGUGCCCGUGUGCUGAGGCGUGCGCACAUGAUCAUGGAGAUGGAGAAGAUGUCUGGAGAAAUCCUCUGCAUUGAUGGCACAAAAAAGGUCCUUAAGAAGAUAUAUGGUGAUGGCCGGGGCACCAUGCAGUAUAUCACCAGUGUGCUGAACGAGUGGGGCCAGUUCUUGACCACAGUGGUGGUGGCAGCUGAGUCUGAGGGGUGCUACAGACGUAUGGCCAAAGGUCUGAUGGCCCACUUUGAACGAGCUAGGGCUCCUGCACCUGCUGUCAUAUAUGCAGAUAACAACUGUUGUCGUGCUUCGUCCUUCCUGGAGAAUCUGUUCAGGGACUGGGUGCAGAAGGGCACUGUGAUCAGACUGGACAUCCGACACUGGCAGCACCGCUGGGAUGCUGUUGUCAUCAAACAGAGCCAUGCCAACUAUGGGUUGUUUAUGAGUGCCCUUGCAGGUGCAGUGCUGGCCUACAACAAGAACGAUAUGAUGCUCCUCAACUGCCCAAUCUGAAUGCCAAGGCUAACUACAGGGCAACCGUAAUGCCAAAGGUGAAACCCCACCAACGAGUGCUGUCAGAAGAACCAAUGCCAGCAGCUCCUACUCUGUCAGAAUCCCUUCCAGCUCCAGAUCGACCUCAGGUUCAGUACCAGAGCCUAUGUCAUGCAGCUGGGAAAAGGCAUGAUCAGAAGCGGAGGAUAGAUGUGGAAGAGUUUGUGAACCGGCCCAUUCAACCUAAAC
Messenger RNA from Paramisgurnus dabryanus, 969 nucleotides. RefSeq lists its product as uncharacterized. NCBI's taxonomy places the organism in Eukaryota, Metazoa, Chordata, Actinopteri, Cypriniformes, Cobitidae. The record is from RefSeq and is a predicted model, not a curated record.